Molecule: messenger RNA, 2623 nt
Organism: Culicoides brevitarsis
Lineage: Eukaryota; Metazoa; Arthropoda; Insecta; Diptera; Ceratopogonidae
Exons: 8
Coding region: 23-2623 (866 amino acids)
Source: RefSeq, a predicted model, not a curated record
UUCCUUUAUUCGCAGCUGAAAAAUGGAAGUUUCUGCCAAAAAUCCUCUAAACGAAGAUCAAAUUAAAGCCAACCGUGACGAAACAAUCAAUUUUAUCAGAAAUUUCUUGCAAAAUGACUUUUUGAAGAAUUUAAAUGCACAGAAAAUUGUCACGGAAAUAUUCCCGGAUGCCGAAUUCAUCCACAAAUUAUCACCAACAACGUACCAAACAACUUUACAAUGCGAGGGUUUUAUGUUCAAAGCCGAAAGUAACAAAGGAAUCGAAAAAUAUCCCGAUAAUCAGGCAAGCGCGAUGGCCUUGAAAGCCCUUUGUGAUAUUUCGUUGCCGGUUUAUGAGGAAUUGUCGUACGCCAAGGUUUGUCAAAAACUUGUGGAUUUAUUGGAAUUUUAUGAGUUAAGAGAUCAGUGGAAAGCUGCGAUUUGUAUAAAUAACGAGACAAUCACAGCUAUCAAUGCAUCAAAAAGCGCCGCAAAAAAUGAAGUGAUCAAAUUGAGUGUCAGACCAUUUUACAGAAUGCACGGAGAAACAGCUCGUGUGGCGACCUACAAAGCAUUAAUUAGUUUUGUUCUGACAAAAAAUCAUCCCUUUGAACAACGCGUCGAAUUUAUUUGCCGACAACUUUUGCCGGAACUCAAGAAAAACCACGACGACCCAUUGGAGUUCUUAAAACCAGCGGAAGAAAUUUUCUCCGAAGACGAAAUAAACUUUCUCGCGUUCCUUUAUCGCAAAAUUGCGGUAGAGACAAAGAAAAAAGGAAUAAAAAUCGCUUCUUUGACCGUCAACGAUGAAAUAAUUUCAGUUGAAGGUAAAUUCGACUUCAAAAUUAAACUGGAAUUGUUGAAGAAGGCAGCAACGACGGUCCCAUUGAUGAAAGUUGCAGUCGAAAAAGAGACUUUGGGAAAUCAUUUUAAGAAAUUGUCACCAAAAUCGUGCUUGAAAAAGGCCAGAAAUCUCAUCAAAAAUGAUGCGUUCAAUAAACAUAUGACACCAUCAAAAUUUUGGUCGAUGAUCCAUUUUUGCUCUUCGUUAUGCAACUGCAUCACUUUUCCCUCGGGAGACAAAGCUGUAAUCACUUUUGAUGGCGUGACAUUUGAAGGAAACGGCAGAACUAGAGAUGAAUCAAAGGAAAUAGCUUUGUACAAAAUGUUUUAUAAUUAUUUCCAUAUCACGCUGACACUUUGGGAUCGAUAUUGGGUAACGAAUUUGGAGUUUUGUGAUCCUGUCGAUAACUUUGAUGAAGUUCAGAGACAAAUUCAAGAAAAAUUCAAGACAAAUCUCAAACCUCAUGCUGAUAAAAUGUGGAAUAAAUUCGGUCCAAAAUAUCCAAUCGAGGAAGUAACAACUGAAAACCAUUUAACGGAAACCCGAAUUCGUUGUCACGAUCAAAUAUUUAUCGCAACCAGAGGCAGACGUCACCGAACAAGACGUGCUGUGGCCGAGUUGGCCUUACUUCACAUGUUCAAUCUGCAGCAUCCCCAUUGGAAUGUAUGGAAUUUCACAAAAACCCGAGUUUUUCAGAGAUGCGAUCAAAGUGACUACCCAUCUAGUGCAUUUUUCGACAGUCCGUCAACACCUAACAUGAGUUCAGCUUCUUUAAAUACCGAAAACUCAUGUGAAGAGGACUCUGAAAAAGUAACUGUUGAAUAUUUGUGCCUUGAAUCGGAGACCGUUGAAGUUGUUGAACCAAAAAUUAAUUUAAUGAAGGACGAUUUUUCGAUUUCUGCGAUCAAAAAAAGAGGAUUUGAUAUUCUGAAGACCCAAGAAGGUCAGAAAUUAUCGCCUCAAAAUUUUUGGUAUCAACUAGUGGGCGUUUUAUGGCCAAUUAAAACAGUUGCUUUAACUUCCAACAACUUUUUGUCCUCGAUCGUGUUGAGAAAUGGCCGAACUUUUCGUGAAAUUGGUACAAAUCGUGAUGAUUCGCGAAAUAAAGUUGCUGCUGUGGUUUUAUUUGAUGUUUAUGACAUAACGAGUGACGAAUGGAAUGAAUUUUUGGUUGAACGAACAACUUUAAAGGACAUCAUCAAGAGCAAAGUUGAUAAAGAGAAGACAUUCGAGACCGAGCUGGAAGCGUUAAAGGCAAAUGCGAAAGAAUUUCUCAACAAAAAUGAUACAGAAACGUUGACACCGCAUGAAUUUUGGGAAGCAACACAUCGAGGAACUGCACGAAUGACUGUCAAUACGUGCGAUGUGAAAGGAAAUCAAAUGUACGAAGCAAUAAUCGAAUGGCUUGACUCCAAAUUUUACAGAAUUUCAAAGACUAAAGAGGAAGCAAUGAAUUCUGUGGCGUUUUCAGCUCUUAUUGAUCUCUUGUCGAUCAGUUUUAAUAAAUGGAAAAAAUAUUCAAUAGAGAACGAAGACAAUUCUGAACAAAAAUCGCUUCCAAAAGACGAUUCAAAACCAUUAUUUACCAAACUUAAAGAAUAUCAAUCAACUUUACAUAAAAGUGGUAAAAGCCUCGAUGAAGUACCUUGUUCGGACAUUUUCAACCAAAUCGGGAUCAAUUUUCAAUUAGAUUUUCCAAAAAAUGAUCCUCAAAAUGACGAAUUGGACAAAAUUAAGGAAAUAACUUCGAGAUUCUUCAUUAAAAAGCUCUUGGACAAAAUUUACAACCUCGAUGACUAA